AUUUUGUGGCGGGGCUGACUCACUCGCAUAUAACACUUUCUCUUUUUUUUUCCCUUUCCCUUCCAUCCCAUGCGGACUAUAAUUUCACACCUCCUACCGCCGUCGCUGUCGCCCCGCCUCGCACAAUCGACCCCACUACUACCACUACGACUACGCAAAUACCCCUCGUUUCCUUUAACAUCUGUAAAACACUAUCCCUCGAGAUCGCCCUCCUAUCCCAUUCGAUUCAGCAGCCAAUUCACCCCCACCACUGAUUUAGAACUCGAGGACGACAUGGGGAAGGACAAGGAAAAGUCGGGCAAAGAAAGCUUCACGCUGAAAGUGCCCAAGGGAACAAGAGACUGGGCCGGCGCCGACUCUGCCCUGCGGGACAAGAUAUUUUCCAAGGUCACCAAAGUCUUCAAGCGCCACGGAGCGGAGACCCUCGACACCCCCGUGUUCGAGCUGCGCGAGAUCCUCAGCGGGAAAUAUGGCGAGGACUCGAAGCUCAUCUACGACCUCCAAGACCAGGGCGGCGAACUCUGCAGUCUGCGGUACGAUCUCACCGUGCCCCUCGCGCGCUAUCUCGCCAUGAACCCCUCCAUACAAACAUUCAAGAGAUAUCAGAUCGCGAAGGUGUACAGGAGAGACCAGCCGGCCAUGACCAAGGGCCGGAUGAGGGAGUUCUACCAGUGCGAUAUCGACAUCGCCGGCGUGUACGACUCCAUGAUCCCCGACGCGCAGGUGCUCAGGAUAGCGACCGAGGUCUUCCAAUCCCUCGGCUGGGAGAACUACACAAUCAAGAUCAACCACCGCAAGAUCCUCGACGGCAUCUUCAAGGUCGCAGGCGUGCCUGAACCCCUGAUCCGCCCGAUCUCCUCGGCCGUCGACAAGCUGGACAAACUCCCCUGGGCGGACGUGAAGAAGGAGAUGAUCGAGAAGACCCUGGACGCCGCAGUCGCGGACAAGAUCUGGGAAUUCGUGCAGCACAAGGGCAAGAGCGACAUCAUCGACCUCCUCCGGAAAGACGAGAACAUGUCCAAGAACGAGGACAUCAUCCAAGGCACCAAGGACAUGGAGACUCUAUUCAGCUACCUCGAAGUCUUCGGCGUCAUGGACAGAAUCUCCUUCGACCUGUCACUCGCCCGUGGCCUCGACUACUACACCGGCGUCAUCUACGAGAUCGUGACGGAGGGCUCCGCCCCCUCAGGCAAAGGAAAGGGAGAAGCCGCCAUUGGAGUCGGCAGCGUCGCCGCCGGUGGACGCUACGACGAGCUCGUGGGCAUGUUCAGCGGCAAGCCCAUCCCUUGCGUCGGAAUCUCCUUCGGCGUCGACCGCAUCAUCAGCAUCGUGAAAGCCCGCGGCCAAACGACCCAACGCGCCAAAGACGUCGACGCCUUCGUCAUGGCCUUCGGCGGCAAAGGCUUCAACGGCAUGCUCCUCGAGCGCAUGCAGAUCGCGCGCCAGCUCUGGGACGCCGGCGUCAAGACCGAGUUCUCGUACAAGGUCAAGCCGAAGCUGCAGCAGCAGUUCAAGACGGCCGAGACGUCGGGCGUCCCGCUCGCCGUCAUCCUCGGCGAGGAUGAGUGGAAGGAGGGCAAGGUCAAGCUCAAGGAGAUGGGGCUGCCCGAGGACCACCCGGAUAAGAAUGGCGUGCUGGUCGAUAUCAAGGAUUUGGUUGCUGAGGUGAGGAAGAGGAUUAAGGUGGAGGCGGAUGAGGACAUCGUGGAGGGUACCGCGGCGUUGAAGGUCUAGGGGCUUUUCUCUGGGGCUUUCCGCCGUGCGUGAGUGAUGUGCUUGCUUGCUUGCUUGCUUCCACUCAACACCCCUCGCCUUCAUGUCACGAUGAUGUAUUUAUUAGAUACCAUUUAACAAUAGACUCCAAAAAGUGGGCUAGGUUUCUUUCA
Aaosphaeria arxii CBS 175.79 is the source of this 1886-nucleotide messenger RNA. Its product is annotated as histidyl-tRNA synthetase. The transcript is spliced from 2 exons. Gene Ontology annotation, molecular function: histidine-tRNA ligase activity; ATP binding. The coding region runs from base 70 to 1734 and encodes 554 amino acids. The record is from RefSeq and is a predicted model, not a curated record. Gene Ontology annotation, cellular component: cytoplasm; mitochondrion. NCBI's taxonomy places the organism in Eukaryota, Fungi, Ascomycota, Dothideomycetes, Pleosporales. Gene Ontology annotation, biological process: mitochondrial translation; histidyl-tRNA aminoacylation.